Molecule: messenger RNA, 1272 nt
Organism: Penicillium argentinense
Lineage: Eukaryota; Fungi; Ascomycota; Eurotiomycetes; Eurotiales; Aspergillaceae
Product: GIY-YIG nuclease family protein
Exons: 1
Coding region: 1-1272 (423 amino acids)
Source: RefSeq, a predicted model, not a curated record
AUGUCCGCAUUUCGCUCUUUGGCAGAGCUGUUUGACCAGACCUAUGCCGACACCAACUCUCCUCAAUGCCCCUACAUUGUGAGGACUGGAGGCCCAUGCAGGAACUGGAUGAGCCUCAAAGUCUCCGAAAAGACGAAAUCAAUUGUCGCGGAAUAUCUUGGCAUCUUCACUGGAUCCUUUCGCGAAUCUACCAACGCAGCCCCCCCUUUCCAAUUCUUCCAAAUGAUCGCCAAUAUAAACCUGUGCAAGAACCAUAAAAAGCACGCCAAUCAUGCAACAGAACAGUGGCUCAACGAGUUUACUGAAGAGAGAUCUUCUAUCAUUGGCAAGCUGAAAGAGUACUGCAGCCUCGGAAGUCAUGAUACGCAUGCCGGUGAAAAUGGAGAUUAUGCAGACGAGAUUGAUUCAUCGGCAAACAAGCCUUACUGUGACAACGGGGGGUCGGACGACGAAAAACGUCCAUCUGAAGGGAGAGAAGGUGUAUCGACACUUUCUAGCCAAUCCUCAUCGCCAAUUGGAGUUCUACGUCGUUCAGCUACACUAGCAGAAGAGGAAGUGGGAAAGAAACUCACCUGUCUUUUGGAGAAGCGUGCUGAAGGCAAUUCCCAGAAGCCCGGGUGGAUAUAUGCCUUACGUCCUCUUAACCUUCCAGGAAAAGUCAAAAUUGGCUAUACCCUGGAAACCCCUCGCUUUCAACGUUUGCAGUAUCACAAAAGGUGCACCAGUUUCGGCGACUAUGAAGUUCUGAUAGCAGAACUCAUACCUCAUGCGUAUCGUGUGGAACAGCUAGUUUUGACAGAGUUCUCUAAUGAGCACUAUCAGCUAGAGAAUCGUUGUAAGAGCUGCGAAGCCAUUCAUAAGGAGUUACUUGACAUCGACAGCGAAAAACUGUUGACGUGUCUUCGGAAGUGGAUCGACUUUGUCAAGUCUUCUCCAUACAACAAAGAAGGUCAAUUGACGAAAGAGGCCAAGGAUAAUAUACCCCUUCCUGCCAAGAGCGAAUUCCUUGGCUAUAAGCCAAAGCGCGGUCGCACGUCGAGGGGAACGACUCCAAAGAAGAAAUCAGGAGGCCAGGAUUCUCAAACCCCACCUCCGUCGAAAUUGGAUUUCACGGCGACCACAAAGAACUCGACAGUUCACGGGGCCGAGCUGAGUCAAGAUCAAGAUGAAAUAUGCUCGGCGCUCGAGAAUCUUCAGCUUACACCUUCGAAGCAGACGGGAGGCUUCAUGACAAGGUUAUUAUCCAUUGCCGGGAGUUUUUAUUCACCGUGA